UGGGUUUUUUAACUCCCAUGCAGGUAUUCAGCCAGGUGAAGGCCACGCCCCCUGUUAGCUGAUUUAAAGGAUUCCCGCAGGGAUCAUAAACACACACCGGACCACAACCCACUGAACAAAGGAACUUUUCUGCAACUCAACAUUUGACUUUUACAGUUCAAGAAUGGAACGAGGAUGGAUCCUGUUGGUUGCUGCAGUGGGGGUUUACGUGGCCUCGGGUGUCCAAGGAAUUCCUAACUUGUCAUUUUCCAAUAAUACACAGGUGAACAUCUCUAAAAAUGGUUGUGGAGUCACCAAACUAUGUGUGCAGACACCAGCCAACUGUGAUCCAGCUGGAAACACCAGCUGUUUGUUUGCAUCUGUGAUCUCUAGCACCCCAGUUGCACCCAACGGCUCUGCAAUGUCCUUCCAACUCAGGGGAGAGUCCGUGGGAUACAUCGCACUGGGACUCACUGUAAAUGCUUCACAGGGUACCACCAUGCUUUUCAUCUGUGCUCAAAACAGCUCCAACAAUGGGAGCUUCUUCUUCCAGACGAUGGAUCAGAACAACACCAACGGCGUUCUCACUCCAACUGAUAGGAUAACAACAGAAAUCCGUGGCAUUGUAAACAGAAAUGUGAUCAAGUGUGAGUUCAAUGUCCCAAACGUGAACGCCUCCAAAACUCGAAUCACCAGCCCCACCACCUUCUCCCUCCUCCUCGGGACUGGGACUAUUACUGGAAAUGUUCUCGGCCCCUUUAACAUCUCCCUGAACAGCGGCCUUCUGAACCUCGCAAACCCAGCCAGCAACGUCCCCACCACAGCACCACCAACGGUCCACACAACGGCCAGCAGCAGUGGAGCUGUCCAGCCUCACGCCAUGCUGCUCCUGUUGAGUGUCCUCACACUACACGUCCUGCUGAGAGCCUGAAAGGAAUAUUGAGUUCAGUUCGCUAUGAUGAACAAUGAAUACAAUGAAGGCAGAGGAGUUGAGAGGUGUCGAG
Molecule: messenger RNA, 983 nt
Organism: Etheostoma cragini (Arkansas darter)
Lineage: Eukaryota; Metazoa; Chordata; Actinopteri; Perciformes; Percidae
Product: putative ferric-chelate reductase 1
Exons: 7
Coding region: 164-910 (248 amino acids)
Biological process (GO): regulation of glutamate receptor signaling pathway
Source: RefSeq, a predicted model, not a curated record